Messenger RNA from Ruditapes philippinarum (Manila clam), 2245 nucleotides. Its product is annotated as actin, non-muscle 6.2-like. The coding region runs from base 150 to 1760 and encodes 536 amino acids. The transcript is spliced from 12 exons. Lineage: Eukaryota; Metazoa; Mollusca; Bivalvia; Venerida; Veneridae. The record is from RefSeq and is a predicted model, not a curated record.
GACGUUACGUCACUUCCAUUGUUUUGUUUGAUAUAUUUGUAUGUAAAAUAAAUGCUGCUGAAGAAGGCCGCAAGGCCGAAAGCUACGGCAAAUUUAAAAUAGCGUUUUUGCUUAUAUACGGCAACUUAACACAUGAAGUCUAGCAGCAUAUGGACGAUACAGAGAAAUAUGCAGUCGUUAUUGACAAUGGGUCUGGCAUGUGUAAGGCAGGUUUCGCCGGUGAUGACGCCCCGAUCUGCUCUUUUCCGUCCCUAAUAGGGCGUCCGAAAUAUGAGACUGAAAUGUCAGCUGUAGAUAUGAAAGACACGUAUGUUGGAGACGAAGCGCAAAGGAAACGAGGAAUUCUCUCCCUUAGUUAUCCCAUACAACAUGGAAUUAUUACCAACUGGGACGAUAUGGAACAAAUCUGGCACCAUACAUACUAUAACGAGCUCCAUGCUGCACCAGAGGAACACCCUGUCCUGUUGACGGAACCUUCACUUAAUCCUAAAGCUAAUAAAGGAAAGAUGGCGCAGAUAAUGUUUGAGAAAUUCAACACCCCAGCAUUUUACGUGAGUAUCCAGGCAGUACUUACAAUAUUUGCAUCAGGUAGGCAUGCUGGUGUCGUAAUAGAUUCUGGUGAUGGCGUCACUCAUAUUGUUCCUGUUGAAGGCAUUUAUCCUAUACCUAACGCCAUUUUGAGAACUGACGUCGCAGGGAGGGAUCUGACACACUACUUAGCCAAACUUCUACAAAAAAGCGGAUAUAGUUUCAACACUUCCGCCGAGAUGGAAAUUGUCCGAGAUAUUAAAGAAAAACUAGGAUAUGUCGCACUAGACUUCCAGAAGGAAUUGCAGACGACAGAAUGUACUUCCGCAAAUGAUAUGACGUAUGAACUUCCGGAUGGUCAGAAAAUUGUUAUUGGGAGUGAAAGAUUUCGUUGCGCAGAGGCGUUAUUUGAUCACACUCUAUUAGGCAAAGAACAGUUUGGUUUCAGUAACAUGGUACAUGAAUCUAUUAUGAAAUGUGACAUUGACCCAGCAUUUUACGUGAGUAUCCAGGCAGUACUUACAAUAUUUUCAUCAGGUAGACAUGCUGGUGUCGUAAUAGAUUCUGGUGAUGGUGUCACUCAUAUUGUUCCUGUUGAAGGCAUUUAUCCUAUCCCUAACGCCAUCUUGAGAUCUGACGUCGCGGGGAGGGAUCUGACACACUACUUAGCUAAACUGCUACAAGAAAGCGGAUAUAGUUUCAACACUUCCGCCGAGAUGGAAAUUGUCCGAGAUAUUAAAGAAAAACUAGGAUAUGUCGCACUAGACUUCCAGAAGGAAUUGCAGACGACAGAAUGUACUUCCGCAAAUGAUAUGACGUAUGAACUUCCGGAUGGUCAAACAAUUGUUGUUGGGAGUGAAAGAUUCCGUUGCGCAGAGGCGUUAUUUGAUCACACUCUAUUAGGCAAAGAGCAGUUUGGUUUCAGUAAUAUGGUGAAUGAAUCUAUCAUGAAAUGUGACAUUGACCUUAGAAGUCAUUAUUACGUCAACAUUGUCCUGUCGGGAGGGUCCACUAUGUUCCCAGGAAUGAAGGAAAGAGUAGAACAAGAUCUGAAACGCUUGGUUCCUCCAAAAAAUAAAGUCAAGGUCGUAGCACCGCCUGAAAGAAAAUACUCUGUAUGGAUUGGAGGCUCAGUUAUAGCCUCGCUAUCAACUUUUGAAGAUAUGUGGGUCAGUAAAAAAGAAUAUGAGGAAAAUGGGCCGACAAUUGUACACCGGAAGUGUGUUUAUUAGAUUGUUUUCUUCUGGAAAAGACGUGAUUGUAAAUCUAAAUGACAAAGUUCGUAAUGCUAACGAUGUGUCAAAGAUGGUAUUAAAGGCGAAAAAAACAAAAUAUAAAGAAUAAAAACUGAAUGAUAAGAUUUGUGUAGCCAUCUAUCUGUAUAACCGGUACUUCACUACUGAUCUAUCGCCAACGGGAAUCAGUAGAGAGAGUACGACAUUUAAGGAUUGUGGCAGAUUUAGCAAAACGAUUUGGCUCUUGAUGUUAUGGAAUUAAAUUGAACCUCAAAUUAUAGUCGAUUGAUAUUACAAACCGCCAUGUAAUAAUUCUAGUUAAAGUUUAUAGAGAAUGGUACAAACGAAAGGACAUGUGACUAUUUUAUCUUUUAUAUAAGUAUAUUUUUUUUCCGAACCUACAUUCCACUAUGAUGCUUCUUUUAUAAAACUCGAAGCAUAGCUAUGCCUAAAUUUUGUUUGUAAUUGUGUUUCAUUUAGUA